CUGUUGUAUGUAGAGAUGAAUACCAGGCUCAAGGCAUUUGUUUUUGCUGCUGCUGCACAUUGGUUGUUGUGUGUCAUGGCAAUUGUUGCUCGGUCUAGGAAAAGAAAACGGGUUGCAAGAAGGGAGGGGAUUACUUAUGCACCAAUAUAUGAAAGGGAUAGGAAGAGAAUGGAAUACCUCGAUGACAAAAUCUGGAGGAACGACACAACUUGUUUAAACAUGCUGAGAAUGAACAAAGCACGUUUCUUUAGGUUUUGUAAGUUGUUUAGAUAUCGUGGUUUACUUGAAGAUACCGUUCAUAUGUGUGUUGAGGAGCAAGUGGCAAUGUUUCUGCAUACUGUGGGGCACAAUGUCAGGAAUAGAGUAAUUGCAACCAAUUUUGGUAGAUCCGGAGAAACGGUCAGUCGUUAUUUUAACAAAGUCCUUCAUGCUAUUGGUGAGCUACGAGAUGAUUAUAUUAGGCCCCCUUCAUUGGACACUCCACCUAAAAUUGAAGGAGACACCAGGUGGUAUCCAUAUUUUAAGGAUUGUAUAGGAGCACUUGAUGGUACACAUAUUAGAGCCACUAUUCCAAAGGAAAUGCAGCAUGCUUUUUGUGGUAGAUACAAGCAUUGUACUCAAAAUGUACUGGCAGCCGUAGAUUUUGACCAAAAGUUCACCUAUGUGUUGGCCGGAUGGGAGGGGACAGCACAUGAUGCACUAGUUUUACGUGAUGCUUUAUCACGUGAGGGUGGCCUUCGUGUGCCACAAGGUAAAUAUUAUCUAGUUGAUGCUGGAUAUGGAGCGAAACCAGGAUUUUUACCCCCUUUUCGGGGUGUACGAUACCACUUGAAUGAAUGGGGGAGUAAUCCGGUGCAAAAUGAGAAGGAAUUGUUCAACCGUAGGCACUGCUCAUUGAGAAUAAUAGUUGAGCAAGCAUUUGGGCCACUGAAAAGGAGAUUCAAAGUUCUUGACGAUGCCUCUCCAUUUUUUUCUUAUGAAACUCAAGUUGAUAUUGUUGUUGCUUGCUGCAUUAUUCAUAAUUGGGUGAUUGAAGAUGGGAGUGAUGAGUUCAAUGUCCCAAGUGACAACGAUGAGGACACCCAGCAUACCACAUAUGCUGGGACAGCAAGUGAGAAUGCCAUUAUGCUAGCUUUUAGGGAAGGCUUGGCUGACCAAAUGUGGGCAGAUCGUCUAAGCCAUGGAAACUAGUGUUGGUCAAUGUAAUUUGUGUUGUAUUUCAUUUGUUUGGACAAUGUAAUCUUUGUAUUUGACGGCUGAAAUUGUAUUUUAGGACAUAUUUGUUACAAAUAAUUGAUUGCUUCUUGUUGGCAUUAUUAUUUGAGGACAGCAAGUGAGGAUUAAUA
Messenger RNA from Sorghum bicolor (sorghum), 1346 nucleotides. RefSeq lists its product as uncharacterized. Lineage: Eukaryota; Viridiplantae; Streptophyta; Magnoliopsida; Poales; Poaceae. The record is from RefSeq and is a predicted model, not a curated record. The transcript is spliced from 3 exons. Bases 16 to 1191 code for a protein of 391 amino acids.